UCGACUCAGUCCAGGUAGCAGCAAGGGGCAGGUAGAGCGAACCGUCUAGCGAUCGGAAGGGGAAGGGGCACGAGGACCGGUACUUGUGCAAGCAGAAGCAAAAUCAGAAGCGAAUUGCAUUGUUGCCGAAUAGAGUGAGAGCAUGUCGUCAUCAUCGUCGUCAUCAUCGUCGCAGUCGCUGCCGUCGCAGCGGGACGACUUCUCGGCGUCCAACCCAACUGUGGAGGCGGCAGCUGUAUUGAGUGAUGGGACUGAGGGCGCAAUGGCGUCCGAGUCUGCAGUGUCUGUGCCUGCGCAGCCGGCAGAAGGCACGCGCGUGGCUGUGGACUUUGAAUACGGGAUCGAUGUGGGCGUGCAUGCCAUCCGCGGGGUGCGGCCGUCGAUGGAGGACCAUCACAUCAUCAUUCCGUUUGCGGCGGAGAGCGGCAGCGGACCGGUGGACCGCAACAUCAAGCCGCGCAUUGCGUUCUGCGGGGUGUAUGACGGACACGGCGGGAAGCGGGCAUCUGAGUAUGUGUCCAAGCACCUGCACAAUGUGAUUGCCACCUCGCAGCACUUUGCGCACCGCCGGAUCCGCGAGGCGAUCGAGGAGGGAUUUGCCAAGGUGGAAGAGGGGUGGAUGAGCAAGGCAUACGAGGGGAACAUGGAGGACGGGACGACCGCUGUUGUGGCGCUGCUAGUCAACAACCUGUUGUGGGUGGCAAACGUGGGCGACUCGGAGUGUGUGCUGGUGCGCAACGGUGCGCCGACGUGCCUCUCGAUUGUGCACAACGCCAAGACCAACCAUGCCGAGGAGGUGCGGGUGGUGCAGGCCGGCGGCCGGAUCCGGCGGUCGCGGCUGGUUCAUCCCAUCUGGGCCGUCCUCAACAUUGGAGUGACAAGGUCAAUCGGAGCGUCGUCGCUCAAGGCUGGGCCUAACACCGACGGCAAGCCCUCGGGUCUCAUUGCUGAGCCUGACAUCAACUGUGUCGAACUGACCCACGAGGACGAGUUCCUCAUCUUGGCCUGCGACGGCCUCUGGGACGUCCUCUCCUACCAGGACGCCGCCGAUUUUGUGUCGGCUGCUCUUGCCGACGGCGCUCCUGCCGCUGACAAGGGCUCGCUCGACAACAUCACCGCGCUGGUUGUUGUCUUUAACAUGGCCGGAGAGGUGGCGUCCGAGGCCGGCGCUUCUGCUGUGGAGGUUGCAGGCGCCGCCGACGACGAGGGGGCGACUAGCGGUGGCGCAGUGUCGGAGGCUGAUGAUGCGCCGUAA
Molecule: messenger RNA, 1255 nt
Organism: Thecamonas trahens ATCC 50062
Lineage: Eukaryota; Apusomonadida; Apusomonadidae
Product: protein phosphatase 2C isoform gamma
Exons: 3
Coding region: 143-1255 (370 amino acids)
Biological process (GO): protein dephosphorylation
Molecular function (GO): protein serine/threonine phosphatase activity
Source: RefSeq, a predicted model, not a curated record